UCGAUAACCAUUUCACACUUCAACAUAAAAUAAUUAUAAGUAAAAGUGUUAAGUAGUUAAUCGAAUCAAAAUAAAAUUAAUAAGGAACUUAUUUUUACUUUAACAUUCGGUUGGGUGAGCGGUGAAACAGAUACUUAUCGGAACAAAAUACUUGGGUUGGUACUAACACAACAAUGGGCCUACUCGGUGCCGUAAGCGGCGUCCAGGGCGCGCUGGGCAACGUGACCAACCCUGUCCUGGACGCGGGGGUCCAAGCCAGCCUCAUGACGCUGACGGCAGCCCUAGGAGUCGUCACGUCUGGACUCAGUGAGGCUGCGUUUGAUUGGCCCAAGACUUCGCCGCUUUCUGGUGGCGAGAGGUUUGACUUCAUAGUGGUGGGUGGCGGCGCGGCGGGCUGCGUGCUCGCUCGCAGACUCACCGAGCUCUCUGAUUGGUCGGUGCUGCUGGUGGAGGCCGGGGGGGAUCCACCGCUUAGUAGUGUUAUCCCAGGAGCCUUCAUGCUGCUAACAUACAGCGAGCAGGACUGGGCGUACCGGGCUGAAGACGACGGCUACUCCGCGCAGGCGCAGAAGCUCAAACACGUGGUGCUGCAUCAGGGGAAGAUGCUGGGCGGUGGCUCGUCGAGCAGCUUCUUGGUUUAUGGGAGAAGUAAAAACCUCUCAUGCGGCGACUGGGACGUCCCGGGCUGGGGCUUCGACGACCUCUACCCGUACUACCUGAAGGUGGAAGACCUGCAGGUGCCCGACAUCAUCAACAGCCCCGACAACGUGCACCACAGCCAGAGCGGACCCAUAAUCCUCACCACCCACGGACCAGAAACUGGCUUUACUGAAACUGAAGAUGUCAUGCUAACGGGGUUUAGCCAACUGGGAUACGAAAGACUUAAUGACGCUAACAACCCUAAUACUCUAGGCUUUGGUCCCGCGCAACUAAAUUCUGAUGAAAAAGGCUUUAGGACCAGCACAGCUAUAAACUAUCUCCUCCCAAUUAAAGACAGGAAUAACUUUUACCUCCUCAAGAAUACUUUAGCCAGUAAGAUUGUUUUUAACGGGACCAGAGCUGUUGGAGUGGAAGUGAUUAGAGAGUCAGGCGAGACACAGGUUUUCUACGCGAAUAAGGAGGUGAUAUCCUCAGCUGGAUCUUACAGGACCCCGCAGUUGCUAAUGCUUUCUGGUAUCGGGCCUAAGGCUCAUCUAACAGACCUAGGAAUAGAGGUUCUGGCAGAUUUGCCAGUAGGCUUGAACCUGAAGGAAUUGGCUGAUAUACCAUUGUUUAUGACAGGAAAUCAGGGGCUUCUAAGCGCCACACAACUGGCUUCAGCCACUUUGAAUCUUGACUCAUUUCCUUUGCCAGUCGUGGAUGGCUGGUUCAGUCUAAACAACAACUGCCAAUGCCCAGACUUCCGUAUCUACCCUCUUACUUUUGGUGCCGCAUCACCUUUCUCCACAGUCGGUUGCAAUCUACUCUUCAACUUGGAAACCAGCGCUUGCAAUGCCCUUACGCUUGCCAACACAGUAAAAGAUGUUGUCUUCCAUCAGAUAUUACUCGGCAGUCCCAAAUCUUCUGGCAACGUCACCUUAAGGAGUUUAGACCCGAAGGAUCCUCCACGAGUCUUCACUGGUUUCUUUAGCUCAGACGAAGAUUUAACGCGCAUGGCUGAAGGCGUAAAGCGCAUAGCUAGACUCAAAGACACGCCAACUUACAAAAACUACGGCGCAGAAAUCGUAGACUUGGAGCUACAACAAUGUAAAGAUUACGAGUUUGGUACUACAGAUUUCUGGCGUUGUUACAGUCUAAAUACUGUAGCGUCUCUGUACGGGCCUACUGGUACUUGCAGAAUGUCAGUGGAAGGGGCUGAGGGAGUGGUAGACGAUCGGUUGCGGGUGCUCAACGUCCAGGGUCUAAGGAUUGUUGACGCGAGUGUCAUAAACAACUUGAUGGGCGGAGAGGCGCAUGGGAAGACGUUGGCUGUUGCGGAGAAGGCAGCUGAUAUUAUUAAGCAAGAUUACGGGGUUUUGACAUGAAUAUGAUAGAGGAAAAUUUUAAUAAAA
This is a messenger RNA of Plutella xylostella (diamondback moth), 2051 nucleotides long. NCBI's taxonomy places the organism in Eukaryota, Metazoa, Arthropoda, Insecta, Lepidoptera, Plutellidae. The record is from RefSeq and is a predicted model, not a curated record.